UUGUAUUUAUAGAGUCACAAACACGUUAAUUGAGCUUUGUGUGGAUUGGGCAGACAGCUAUGGGUUUCUUGAAAUGGCUGAUCAUUCUAAUAUUCCAAUUUUACUACCUUUUCUACCUCACCAUAGCACAGCCUAAUUUCACUUUUCAAUCGCCCUGUAAAGGUAAUGAGACAGAGUACCCCCCGAAUGGUGCAUACCACACAAACCUUAACAGAGUCCUCUCCUCUCUUUCGCGUAACAUAGACAGUGAUGGGUUCUAUAAUGCUACCAUAGGCCAAGAUCGGGACAGGGUUAGUGCCAUCGCGCAAUGUAGAGGAGAUGUCGAAUUACAAACAUGCCGUGACUGUAUAAAUAAUGCUACUCGCUUGAUUUUAGAGAAAUGUCCAUCCAAGAAAUCAGCCUUUGGCAUUUAUGAUAUGUGUCUGAUAAGAUAUUCAAAUGAGUCCUUCAUAGGCACUAUGUCAACCGACCCGCGAUUUUCUUAUUAUGUCACCAGGAAUUUCUCGAACCCCCAAUUGUUUUUUAACCAAUAUCUGACACCCUUGUUGACAAAUUUAAGAACUCAAGCUUCAAGGGGUGGGAAGCGCAAGUUUGCUGCUAAUGUUAUUGAAGCCCCUGAUUUUCAGAAAACACAUGCACUUGUACAGUGCACAGCCGAUUUAUCAGCUCAAGGUUGCUACGAUUGUUUGACCGCUAUCUAUGAAAGUUUGCCUACCUGUGAAUGUUAUGCAAAGUGGGGAAACUACCAUUUGAUGCCCAGCUGCAUUGUUCGGUAUGAACCUUACUCAUUCUUCAAUGAAUCAUUAUUGACUGAAGCUCCUCCACCCUUGGUGUCACCGCCGCAGCCAGCCUCAUUGCCACCACCACCACCAGGAAAGGAAGACAAAACUGCACGAACUGUCAUCAUUAUUGUUGUACCCAUUACCACAAUUGUUAUUCUUAUUGGUUGUAUUUCUGUCAUCUUGAUGAGGAGGCAAAAGAGGAAGUUGGUGAACAAAAGAGACGUUGAAGGUAUAUCUGUGGAUGAUACAAGUAUUGCAGAAUCAUUGCAAUAUGAUUUUGCAGCAAUUAGUGCAGCGACAGAUCACUUCUCAGAUGCUAAUAAGUUGGGACAAGGCGGAUUUGGUCCUGUGUACAAGGGCAAGCUUCCAAAUGGACAAGAAGUAGCAGUGAAAAGAUUGUCAAUAGAUUCAGGCCAAGGAGAUCUAGAAUUCAAAAACGAGGUCAUGUUGGUUGCCAGGCUACAACAUAGGAAUUUGGUUAGAUUGCGAGGAUUUUGCUUCGAUAGAACAGAGAGACUUCUUGUCUAUGAAUUUGUUCCCAAUGCAAGCCUUGACCAAUUUUUAUUUGAUCCAGUUAAACGUAGGCAAUUGGAUUGGGAAAGGAGAUCCAAAAUCAUAGGAGGCGUUGCUAGGGGGAUCCUUUAUCUUCAUGAGGAUUCUAGGCUUCGGAUCAUUCAUCGUGACCUUAAAGCUAGUAAUGUUCUACUUGAUGCAGAAAUGAAUCCUAAAAUCUCAGACUUUGGCAUGGCAAGGUUAUUUACUCUGGAUGAAACUCAAGGCAGCACAACCAGAAUUGUUGGGACCUAUGGAUAUAUGGCACCGGAGUAUGCAAUGCACGGGCAAUUCUCAGUCAAAUCAGAUGUUUUUAGCUUUGGAGUACUACUCCUUGAAAUUGUAAGUGGCCAAAAAAACACUUGUUUCAGAAAUGGAGAAUCGGUGGAAGACCUUCUGAGCUAUGCUUGGACGAAUUGGCUCGAAGGAACAGCUACAAAUUUGAUUGACCCCAUGUUUAGGGGAAGUUCAGGACUGGUUCGUGACAUAAUGAGAUAUAUCCACAUUGCUUUAUUGUGCGUUCAAGAAAAUAUUGCUGAUAGACCAAACAUGGCUGCAGUGGUUCUCAUGCUCAGUAGCCUCUCUCUGAGUCUUCCCGUGCCUUCAGGGCCUGCAUACCAUACGCACGACGACAUUAACGCAGAGAUUUCACUUAUGCAAGAAUACAAUUCAAGAUCGUCAGAACCUAAGGAAUUAACCAAAAAUAAAUCUAUUUCUUCAUCACAUAACGAGGCAUCCAUAACUGAGUUAUACCCUCGUUAGCAUCCUUAGACAUAAUUGCUAAUAGCCUUCUUUUCUGUGUUUUCUGAAUGACUAUGUAAUUUGCUCCAAUGACUCCAGUUAGUCUACAAUUGAUGAGAUUGAUUUAUUUAUGGUUUUUGUUGUCCAAC
Molecule: messenger RNA, 2224 nt
Organism: Solanum dulcamara
Lineage: Eukaryota; Viridiplantae; Streptophyta; Magnoliopsida; Solanales; Solanaceae
Product: cysteine-rich receptor-like protein kinase 44
Exons: 7
Coding region: 60-2096 (678 amino acids)
Biological process (GO): protein phosphorylation
Molecular function (GO): protein kinase activity; ATP binding
Source: RefSeq, a predicted model, not a curated record